CGUGCUCCUGCAGCAGCUAGGACAGCAAGGAGAGAGACGGCAAUGGAAGUGCCGAGGAAGGCGAUGGCUUCCAGUCUCGUCGUAUGGCUACUACUCGUGCACUCAUGCCGCCUGCAGGUGCCGUGCGCGCUCGGAGCCGACGACUGCUGGGUCCUGGACCGCGACCGCUACCGCUUCUGCUUCAGGACGGCCAAGUGCAGGGCGGCGUGCGCGGAGGACCGCUUCGUCGACGGGCGCUGCAAGCACGGGUUCCCCUACCUGCUGCCCCUCUGCGAGUGUCUGCGCCCGCAGUGCGCAGCGCCCGGACCGAGCAGCCAUUCGGAACUCGGAUAGUGAUGUGACUUGUGAGCGAGGGGGAAAACGGUUGCAGCAACCUUGUGAAUCAAUCGAUUGUAAUCGCGAUAACCAAUAUGUC
Molecule: messenger RNA, 415 nt
Organism: Zea mays
Lineage: Eukaryota; Viridiplantae; Streptophyta; Magnoliopsida; Poales; Poaceae
Exons: 2
Coding region: 43-333 (96 amino acids)
Source: RefSeq, marked validated